Durusdinium trenchii is the source of this 2818-nucleotide messenger RNA. The record is from the annotation of a GenBank genome assembly. NCBI's taxonomy places the organism in Eukaryota, Dinophyceae, Suessiales, Symbiodiniaceae.
CAGAUCUGUAGCAACAUCGGCUAUUCAGAAGAUGGCAAGUUUUCAAAGAACUUCUCAAUCCCUCACUCUUGGUGCCGCUUUGUGUGCUUCUAAGAUAGGUCUUUCGAAGACGUGCCAGCUGGGUUACAUGGGAUCAUUUUGACACUCUAAAACCGGCCUGCUGUCAUGAGCGACAGGCAAGUUUUAGCUGCCAUUGGCAUGAAAACUGGUGGAGACUGUCGAUACUUUGAGCUUGUCCACCUGACAUGCGGUGACUUGAGACGAAAGUGCUUUGCUUGUGUGGGGAAGCACUCCUUAUUUUUCCUCAGGCAAGAUCUCAAUGGCCCACUUCAUGAUGAUGCUGAUGUUUACUACAGCCUGAUUGCACGAAUUAUUCAGGACGAAAACUCGGAUCAACAUUGCUUGCUGACCAUGACGGAGGAACUUCCAAAUUGGAAUUCAGAUCGGCUUUUCAUCAAGGCCGAGAAUCGAAGCCUUUUCUUGCGACAUUUGCGAUGCAAUUGGCAGACUGACCACAUGUGGCGACUGGGUCGGGUGGUGGUCUUUCCACUGAGCAGCCACCCAAUAACAAAGGAGCGUAGUUUUGACAACUAUGUUUUGCCGUAUCAAGGUUAUCGCUGGACAAAAUUUCAAGGAUACCGUUUCAUGCUGCCAGAGCGUUUCUCAGACCAAGCCAAUUCGAUUCAAGAUUCAGAGACUGGUGAGUACGUGGACGAGCACGGUAUCAGCUUAGUGGUGCAUGUGCACGAAGCAUUCAGUUUAGAGCAGCUUGCGCAAAUCUACAGAGACAACAUCCGUUGGGUGGCUGCCGAUUACAAGACACAACUUUGCUCCGAAGAGAAGCAAUUCUAUGUCAUAAAGAAUUGCAGUCGUGACAAGCGCAUGAAUCUCGCUGCUGAUGUAGCUCAGUGGCAUCAGUGGGAGCUCAUCAUCCGAACAAGACAGGCAACGAUCCUUUGCUUGGUGAUGAGGCGACAGUACAUACCACCUGCCUGCUGCAAUGCCCAAGACAUUGCGGUGCUUUUGCGCUGUCCUGAAGAACAUUGGACAGAUAGAGAGACCAGUUUGCUACUGGAAGCAUACCUGAUAGCAGACUCCCUAUGUACGGACUCUCCUAACGUGUCUGUUUAUCGGGAUGUGGUGCAGGCGAAACUUGAUGCACUGAGAUUUGAUGAAGAGGGCACGGAGUGGAUAGCAACGCAUUUGAAGCUCAAGACAUGUUGGGAAGUUGAAGCGGUGCGGCUUGUGAAGAGUAUUUGGAAGCUGUACUGUGAUGACAAAGUCGAGGGAUAUGACCCAAAGGUUCUAGAGAUGUCCCCGCAGGAAGUGCUCAUGGAUUCAGGUAAUGCCGAAGAAUGGGCAGAGCUAGAGUGCAUUGACAACUUUCAGACUUUCUUCACCGACAUGUUGACUCGUGGGGAGGGCCUUCCGUUGAGUGGUACGCAAGCAGAUGCCCUGGAUGAGGACACCAAGCUGCGAAUUCAGCACAGCUGGCAUGCCAGGGUCGCGCGCUAUUUUGCCUGGGCAGUGGAUGGCGGACUUUUGGGAGCCAGGUUCAACUUGGAACUGAUGAUCGAAGGACUGUCCGCACUGACUGAGGAGCACUACAAAAAGGCUUAUGCCGCUUUUCUGUUUCUGCUGCAUUUGCGACCUCGAGACCUGACCAAGCCUUUUCACGAGGUGAGCCUGGCCCAGCAGAUGAAAGAUAAAAACCUCAGCCAGUGGAUGUUCAACGAUCGAGUGAUGUUGGCCGUUCUGAGCACGGACUUCCUGAAGAAACAAAUCGGGAAAGGAAGAGACGCGGACUUUUUCCGUUGCUUAGCCAACCUUUUGGAGGCUGGCUGUGGAGUAACCCUGAAAGCCUACAUUUGCAGACUCUUCAUGGAAAUGAGAGCGCAGCCAGAGGCAAAGGCUAAAGAUGAGGACGUGUCGGCUGAUCUCAUUGUCGUCCCUUCAAUGCUUUCCCUCUUGAAGUCUGGGGGGAACUUCCUGGCGGUGUAUGCUUCAGCAGCCUUGGUCAAUCUCAGCAGCGGCAACCAGGCCGUGAAGAUGAUUCUUAUGGGUCAAGGUAUGGCCAAGACGGCUGUGCGGAAUAUUCAAUCGAAGGAUGAUGACCUAAGUUACUACACGCUGAUGCUCAUGGUGAACCUCACCAAGGAGCCCCACAAUCGAAGUGUUAUUGCCAGUGCCGGUCUGAUUCCCUUGCUCUAUGAUAUUCUCACGUCAUCCUAUUCUCAAGUCCGACCUGCGAAAAAGCGGCAAACCAUGCAGAGUGCUGCGUUAGGCAGUAUUGCAAAGGAACGGUUGUUGACGCAAACAUGUAUAGUGGUUGGACAGUUCUGUAAUGAUGACCGCUUCCGUGAGCAAUUCAUCGACAUGUAUCCACACACUGUGAAGUGCCUCUUGUACAUCUUUACGACGGUCAGCUUCGGCUCGUUCUUGUCAUCCAAGACCAUGUUUGCACUCAAGCAGCUUUGUGCCAGCCGGAAUGACCAGAAGCAUCACAUCGGCACACAUGCUAUCCCACACUUGAUCGACAGCUUGUCAGACAAAGAAGCUGAAAAGCCAACGGAGUGCAUCUACCAAUCGCUGUUGCUCCUGAUUAUGCUAUCCGGCCUACAAACCAACACUGAGCUAAUGUACAGAGAGGGGCUAAUUCAAGUCUUAGAGGAGCUUGGCGAGCACUCUUCUGCCAAGCGCAGUGACGGCUUCCACAACCACGUUGGACAGCUCAUGCAAAGCAUGGGCGAGAUAGCUGCAGCAGACAAUAAGUAAAGCAGUGAUAGCUCACUCAAUCUGUAGCACUCGCCUGCCAAAG